Molecule: messenger RNA, 654 nt
Organism: Suillus bovinus
Lineage: Eukaryota; Fungi; Basidiomycota; Agaricomycetes; Boletales; Suillaceae
Exons: 6
Coding region: 243-617 (124 amino acids)
Source: RefSeq, a predicted model, not a curated record
UGUAGCGCAGUAUUAGCGCCCCUCAAAGUCACGGUCGUACGCGCUAUACACUCGGUUGACAUCAUACCAGGAUCCAAAUCGUCGUAUUCCAAACCGUAUGAUGUCACGACUCCUCGACGUCAUACCACUUGCCUUUUUUGUACGCCAUCGGAGAGGAGUAUAAGAACUAGGAGGACGUUGAGCAUUUCCAAUCAGCUUUACUUUACAUCUUAACCAACGCACCAUCAAUUCAAAUCAUCAUCAUGUCUUCCGAAGAACCCAGCAAAGUAUCUGGUCAAUUCCACUCUGUCAAGGGUACCGCCGUCGAGACAAUCGGCGACAUGACCGGCAUGCAAUCUUGGUCGCAGUCAGGCAAAGAAGAACACGCCAAAGGGGAGGGCGAGUACAACGACGCUCAAGCCAAGGGAUACGUGGAGGGCGUUUCCGACAGGGUUAGCGGCUACAAGGAUUCAGUUGUUGGAGCUGUGACUGGCGAUAAAGCCCAGCAGACAACUGGGAACAUCAAGAACGAGAAGGGUCAGACACAGCAAGAGAUCAACAAGCCCACUGGAACGAUUCUGUAUAUCAAUGCCUAUCAGGCUUAUUUUAUUUUUUUGACUUGCGAAAAAUGGAUGUAGCUGUUGCGCACGGUAUCCUCAGUUGUUACAUCUAAAA